Spinacia oleracea (spinach) is the source of this 1737-nucleotide messenger RNA. Its product is annotated as 1-aminocyclopropane-1-carboxylate oxidase homolog 12. Lineage: Eukaryota; Viridiplantae; Streptophyta; Magnoliopsida; Caryophyllales; Amaranthaceae. Bases 536 to 1195 code for a protein of 219 amino acids. The transcript is spliced from 8 exons. The record is from RefSeq and is a predicted model, not a curated record.
GUACUCCUUAACUCUUUACCCAAAGAAAAAUAAGACACAAUAACGCACACAAAAACCAUUCACCAGUCAGUCGGUCACACCCACGACCCGAGGCCACGAUCUAUGCGGUUCAUCUCUAUCUCCCCAGAAAUUUCUCCAGAACGCAAAACUACACUUUUCAUUCCCAAUUCGAACCCUCAAUCAAAAAUUUAGGGUUCCCUUCAAUCCAAAAUAGCCGAGUUCCCUUCAAUCCAGAAUUUGUCGAUUUCAUUUGCAGUUUUGCGGUUCUUCUUCUUAUUGGGGAUGCAGUCUAAGAGGAUUUUGAUGGAGCUCAAGGAGAAAGAUCCUCCUACUUUUCGAACUGAUGUCACAUUCAAACCUUAAUUACAAGCUGAUCUGAUUAAUCCUCUGGAGAGAAUAAUUCUGAUAGAUGAUGUUGUUCCAAUUCUAUAUUCUGGCAGUGAGUGGGAUAAGGAAGUUAAACAGCUAGGUGAGACACUCUUGGGCUAUUCUCUCAAGGAUUGGGAGUAGAGGCUAAUAAGUUGAAAGAGAUGUCAUGUUCAGGAGGCAGAGUUAUGGCUGGCCACUAUUAUCCAUGUUGUCCCGAGCCCAAGAAGACAGUUGGGAAGUAGGGAUCGCGUCCCAUAUCGAUCCUGGCAUUCUCACACUGUUACUGCAGGAUCAAGUUGGUGUGUUGCAAGUUAAACAUGAGGGGAAAUGGGUUAAUGUCAAGCCAAUCCAAGGUGCACUUGUUAUCAAUGUUGGCGACUUGCUUCAGCUCCUCUCGAAUGAUAAGUACACGAGUGUAGAACACCGAGCGUAUGCUAAUCCUUGGCAUGAACCACGGGUCUCAGUUGUUGUGUUCUUCAACCCUAGCAUGAUGGAGAACUUGUAUGGACCGAUACCAGAGAUAGUAUCACCUGAAGAGCCUGCACAACCUUCAAAUUACUCUAAUGAGCAGUUAGAGCGUGAGCUCUUUCUUGCUUCCUCGGUGCAAGAUUUCAACCAAGCUUUUGUAGCACCUAGCUCUCGCGUCUUUGGAAGAGGUGAACUUGUAUUAGAUAGGAAGGAGAUUGCUAGGAGGUAUAUCAGAUCAGGUUUCUUCAUUGAUCUCAUUGCAGCUUUACCUCUUCCUCAGAUUGUGAUAUGGUUUAUAAUUCCAGCAAUUAAGCUGUCUAAAUCAAGAAUUGAAGCACCUAUAAUGCACUCCAAUUGAUUGUUUUCUUCCAAUAUAUUCCACGGUCUUAUCUGAUAUUCCCUUUGAGUGUUGAGAUGAUAAAGUCUGUUGGUGUUGUCACGAAAACAACCUCGGCAGGAGCUGCUUAUAAUCUCAUGUUCUACCAAGUGGAUACAGAUACAAUGUCCUUGGCAAAAGAAUGUCAUGGAUCAUGAGAUACAUGAAAGAGAUCAUCGACCAUAAGCAAACUCGAAUAUUUGAAGAUUACUUUCAUGAUUGCAAUAUUCCGAAUUACGAUCAAGGACAAAUUGAUGAAGUCAGAGCUCAAUGGACGCGUCAUGUUCUUCUCGUGUGAAUAUUGUGAUGUAUUAAUUAUGUUUUUCGACUAGAAUUUCUCUAGAACGUUUUAAUUUUAUUUUAUUGGUUUGAAAUUAAAAGAAGUACUAUAUGACAAAGAUACUUCUUUCUGUUUUCUAGUGUGUUUUUAUUCUACAUGUAUUUAGGCAUAUAUGAUUUUAAGUUAUGCACGAGACAUUGAGACGUUUAUUUGAUAUGAUAGAAAUGAAGUUGGAUCUUAUAUA